AACCAUCGCUUUUCACGACCUGGAGCUCACUGCGCCAUACAGCAAGAUGGGGGUGGAGGCGUUAUCGCAAGCCAAGGACUUGAAGACUAUCACUUGGCUUGUGAUGAGCAGCAGCGCUCAAGAGGGGCUGCCCGUCACGCAACCAGGCUCUUUCGAGGCCCUGCAGUCCUUGGACCUAGCUUUCAAGUUUCCCGAGUUCCCCGCACCUAAGCUGUCGCAAGCAAUCAUCGAGUCUUUCGACCAUCAGAGGUUGCGGCGGUUAUGCCUCCAGCAUAUCGGACGUAUCACGGCAGACGAGUUCUACGACCUACUCGUGGCCAUCAGCCGAAGCUGCAACCCACAUGCACUCCAGACGCUGGUCAUUCGCCGCAGGGAAGGCGAUCUCUUAUCCUGCGUCGACUGGCCGCUUUACUUGUCGCACCUCGUCCUGCUCGCCGAGUUCAAGCAGCUCCAGAUGCUCGUGCUCGACGUUGCGCGCGGCGUUAUCCUCGACCAGAAGGAGUGUCAGGCCGUCGCUAAAUGGUGGCCCAAGCUACGCACCCUGCGCCUGAGCUCCGUUUCCGACAAGGCGCGCCGCUCGCCGACGCCGCUGGCGUGCGUAGCAGUCUUCGCGGAGAAGUGCGCGGAUCUGGAGACGCUGGCGCUCGCAGUGGACACCCGAAGCAUCCAAUGGCCGUGGCAGCGUCCGGAGCCAGGGGAGCCGCUGCCGUCUCGGUCGUGGGUGACGACGCUAGACCUGGGCGACUCGACCAUCGACCCGUAUAGCGUGAACGAGGUGGUGGACUUCCUGGCGAGAACGCUUCCGUGCCUUCGCCGGAUCCUGCACUCCUCAAUCGACGAGCAGCAGUCGCAUGCGUGGGACGAGGUCGCGCGGAGGGUCCUAGAAUCAACUGCUCCAGACGAUGGUGAACCGGACCUCCGCCGGCUUUCUUCGCGGGAAACGAGCGUGGAGAGAUUAAGCAUCGCUGAAGGAAGCACACCGGCUCCGUCAACUUUGCAGCAGCCACUGCCUAUUACCGCAGCGCCAAAGGUGGAAACUGUCGAGCGCCAGACAUCUCGCAUUGACACCAGCCAGGCCUCACUCCCGAAGAAGCCGCACCCUAUCCCAGCGUCUCCCAAUGCGUCUCCCGAAGCAGCCAAUCUCGCCCAGCCACAGCGGGACCGCCAAGCCGAUGCUGCACCUUCCGCACCGACUGCACCACCUGAUCUUACCGCGCCCCUCGCUUCUGCAACUUACAUCGCAGAGCUCGAAAGCAAGAACCGUGUUCUCGAGCAACGCAAACGCGACCUCGAUCAGCGCUGCACUGACCUUGAGAAGCGUAGCGCUGACCUGGAGGCCAAACACGUUAUACUCGAGCGCAAACACACCAAGCUCGGGCGGAGAUACCAGACCAUGGACCAGCGCCUUAACCUCGAGAAUCGUGAGCUGCAAUUGCGCCACGUCGAACUUGCGAUGCAGAAGAAUGAAAUUGCCACGCAAAGGGAUGAGCUUGCAGAGCGGGCGGACGAACUCGGGAGACAGAACGACCAGCUCACGCUACAGAGGGAUGAGUUGGCGAGACAGAAGGAUCAACUCGCGCGAGCGCACGCGGAUGUAGAAGAGCAGACUGAGAAGCAGCAGAAGCGUAUUCUCAUGCUCGAGCGACAACGUGAGCCGCCAGCGCAGGCUCCCGCGCCACCAUCCCCUUCGGUAGACCCUGGCCUCGCGCGCAAGCUCAGCGUCAUGGAGCGAUUGAAGGACGAGCUCGCAGCGCAGAAGGACCAUCUCUCGCGAGCGCACGCCGCCCUCGAAGAGCAGUCCGAGGAGCAGCAGAAGAGGAUUCUUGAGCUCGAGCGGCGGCUAGAGGAACCUAUGCUCAUACCCGCGCCAACGUCCACCAGCAGCGGCGACUCUGGUCUCGCGCAGAAGCUCAGCGCCGCCAAACGGGAGAAGGACGAGCUGCAGGCGCGCUACAACGCGAUGCUCAAGCACACGCGCGAGGUCGUGGCCCGCAGCAAGGUCACGGAGCAGGAGAAGCGGCAGCUCGAGCAGGCCAACGGGGAGCAUAAGCGUCAGCUCGAGCAGCAGAAGGAGCAGAAGCGACAGCUCGAGCGGGCACACGAGCUGCAGAGGCGCGCCAUCGAGCAGUCGAACGAGCAGCUGAAGCAGCGCUGUGCUAAGCUCGAGCGCUGGCAGGGUGACAUGCAACGAGGCAUACAAGAUUUGGCGCGUCUGUCGGGUGGGCCGCCUCGCGGACUGUCUGGAUAAUUCUCGUGUACUUUUCAUCGUCUGCGGUCGAGCUUGUUUUCCAUCUUGUUGUUUGUAUCGUUGUAUCAUCCAACUGUUCUGAGUCCUCGAUGUGCAACUAAGUCGGCUGGAUUAUGGUAUUAUGAAGUCGGUCGGAAGUGUAUAUACUACUAGGAAUUGUCUCUCCGGUGCUAUACUAGUGAAAGUACUCGUUAUCGCCU
Messenger RNA from Schizophyllum commune H4-8, 2448 nucleotides. RefSeq lists its product as uncharacterized. The record is from RefSeq and is a predicted model, not a curated record. The transcript has a single exon. NCBI's taxonomy places the organism in Eukaryota, Fungi, Basidiomycota, Agaricomycetes, Agaricales, Schizophyllaceae. Bases 47 to 2248 code for a protein of 733 amino acids.